Caenorhabditis remanei is the source of this 420-nucleotide messenger RNA. RefSeq lists its product as uncharacterized. The transcript has 3 exons. Bases 1 to 420 code for a protein of 139 amino acids. The record is from RefSeq and is a predicted model, not a curated record. Lineage: Eukaryota; Metazoa; Nematoda; Chromadorea; Rhabditida; Rhabditidae.
AUGCUCAGAAUGGUGUCUAACAUGAAGCUUACCUGUGAGGAUCCUACGGAGCUCCAGAAGACGCUUGCUCCAUACUUUGCUGGAUUCAAUCGCACUACGGAGUGCGCUGAUGCCGAAGGAUCGAUGCGUUUUAUGCAUCCGCAAGGAGUAAUCGUCCAGAAGGACACAACGUCGACUUUUGGAAAAGAAGCGCUCACUGAUCUCUUCAAACGUUGGUAUGACUUCACUGGACCGUACUACUUCAAUCGCUACGACGAAAAAUACAGUGGUGGAGGUGACUGGAUCGUUGUCGAGGCGAGAAUGGAGCUGGUCAAGGUUCAAGGAAAAGAGGUCAUCCUUCGUGGAGAAGUGAUGCACAUUUGGAAGAAGGAGAAGGACGAGUGGCUCAUGUUCUACGAGCAAUACCACGUCGAUAAUUAA